UCCAGCUCCCUCUGCUCGCUCCCAUGUCGCAAUCUUCGCCACCUUGACGGGAGUCCCGGGACCUGCCCACUAGCUCUUGGACAUGGCGGCCCUCACGCGCCCUCUCCUCCUAGCUGCCCUCGGGCCCACCUUUCUUGCCUGCCUUCUAGCCCAGGUGGCCAGGGCUGCAGGCAUUCCCGAGAAAGCUGUUAACUUAACUUGGAAUUCAACUAAUUUCAAGACAAUUUUGAAGUGGGAACCCAAACCCGUCAAUUAUUUCUACACUGUUCAGAUAAGAUCUGGAUCUAAUGACUGGAAAGACAAAUGCAACUUAACUACAGACACUGAGUGUGACAUCACAGAGGAGAUUGUUCAGGAUGUGUACCAGACCUAUGAGGCAAGGGUCCUAUCUGUCCCCCAGAAUAAGACUAAAUGGAAGGAAGUGCUCUUUUCAAAUGCCACAAAGUUUACACCUUACCAAGAGAGUAAGUAGCUUGGUGUGUGAUGUCUUCACUCCUAGCCUGGGCUUCUGCACAUUCUUGAGCUUUGAGAGCCACUACUGGACAUUA
Messenger RNA from Acomys russatus (golden spiny mouse), 548 nucleotides. Its product is annotated as tissue factor-like. The transcript is spliced from 3 exons. NCBI's taxonomy places the organism in Eukaryota, Metazoa, Chordata, Mammalia, Rodentia, Muridae. Gene Ontology annotation, cellular component: membrane. The record is from RefSeq and is a predicted model, not a curated record. Bases 83 to 472 code for a protein of 129 amino acids. Gene Ontology annotation, molecular function: protein binding. Gene Ontology annotation, biological process: blood coagulation.